Cuscuta epithymum is the source of this 1792-nucleotide messenger RNA. The record is from the annotation of a GenBank genome assembly. NCBI's taxonomy places the organism in Eukaryota, Viridiplantae, Streptophyta, Magnoliopsida, Solanales, Convolvulaceae.
AGCUAAAAAAAUAGUGUUGCCUCUUGAUAAUUGAAUCCGAAAUUUCAGUACCCCGCGCGGAUCUAUCUUGCAGCGAACGCUCCUCCUCUCCGGAGACGUUUGAUUUCUGCCCUCCCUAUAUCUGUCGGAGCACCUCUGUCGUUGCUACCAUCUGCUCUCACAAGCGACAAGUCCGACGGGAUUAGGCCUUAGGUUCUGCCAAUUACUGGAUGCAACUUGACCUCCUGCAUCCGUCAAGACGAAGAAAUUAGUGCAGUCUGAGGGGGGUUACAGCUAAUGAACAGCUUGUUUCGUGCAUGUUCUGCUGCUAUAUCAUCAAACACAACAAAUCGGAUAGGGACGAGUUCAUUUUGCAACUUAUCAGCUUAUCCGUGGAAUGCUAGUGUCAAUAAUGCUGGAGUUGCAAGUGUUAAUUUCAGCUGGUUUUUGAAAAACGCUUGCGUUAGGUUGUAUUCAUCUAAAGGUCCUCGGCGAAAGAAUACUCGAUCUAAGAAGUCUGGUCCCGCUCUUGCUACUCCUCCAAUAAUGAAUGAAGACAGAGACAGUUUCUUUGUCGUCAGGAAGGGAGAUAUCAUUGGAGUAUACAAGGAUUUGAGUGAUUGCCAAAAUCAAGUCGGAUCUUCGAUAUGCGAUCCUCCAGUUAGUGUGUAUAAAGGAUUUUCUAUGCCCAAGGGCACAGAAGAAUAUCUUCUUUCUCGUGGACUUAAAAAUGCCCUGUAUUCUGUCAGAGCCCAAGAUGUAACUGAAAAUCUUUUUGGCACUUUGGAACCUUGUCCUAUUCAGCUACCUUCUUCUUCCAGUGGCGGAGUGUCAGAUAAUUUCAUGCCAAAGAAGAGGUCUCAGGAUGCACUAUGGCCGGAUUAUGCAGAUGAUGCUGGACCAGCGCUGAGGCCAAAUGACCCUUCACUAGGAAAGCAAUUGAUGUUAGAAUAUACUGAUGAGAAAGCUAUACCAUCGGGUCGGUCAUGUAGUAUUGAAUUUGAUGGUGCUUCAAAAGGAAACCCUGGACAAGCAGGGGCAGGAGCUGUGCUGCGAGCUGAUGAUGGCAGCGUGACCAUUAAGCUUCGUCAAGGUCUGGGCGUGGCUACAAAUAAUGUUGCUGAAUAUCGAGCCAUUAUCUUGGGUUUAAAGUGUGCACUGAGCAAAGGGUUUACAAGAAUUCGUGCACAGGGUGACUCUAAGCUUGUCUGUAUGCAGGUCCAGGGCCUUUGGAAGGUUAAAAAUGAAAACAUGUCAAUAUUGUAUGAGCAAACAAAGCAAUUGAAAGAAAGAUUCUGUUCCUUCCAGCUCAUUCACGUUCUCCGGGAUUUCAAUUCUGAUGCCGAUGCACAGGCAAACUUGGCUAUCCAUCUUGCGGAUGGUCAAGUUGAGGAGGAGAUCGCAUAGAGAUGGCACACAAUUGCAGAAGAGUAGUACCAAAUACACUGGGGGUUAGUAGGGCCCACUUCACAAGAGAAUCUUAUGCUCUGGAACCGAAAUGGUUAGUCUUAUAGAGAACUGGUGCCAGUUCAGCAACAUGGGCACAGUUUAUUGCUCUUACAUUCUCAUUGAGUAUAGAGGGGAUCAUGUGGUUACUUCCUCCCACCCCUCCCAGGGAUUAUGCGAACUACGGGGCGGAUGUUUUUUUGUCUUCCCAUUUGUGAAAUGGAAUGAACUCAUCUCACAUUAUCAUUGUCAUGAUUAUUUUAAAGAAAUUUGAUCUCCUGUCCAAAUUGGGCAGGUUUUAUCAACUUUGACUGUUGUGCAUUUUUGUUGAGAAAAAUACAAAAACAUUAUCAGUUGACACUUGACA